GCCAAUUUGUACGUUAGCCUACCAGGAAGUGGGUCGAGUUAUUUAUGUUUCACAACAUCGAGGCAGCAACAAUAGGUGUGUGUAUAGCCUACCUAUCAGUAACCUGAUACUGGAGUUAAAAUAUUAACGUGUUUUCGGCACAUGCUUCAAACUCUAGAUAGGACAUCGCUUGAAAACAUUUUAUUUUCGGACACAUUUCCUGGGAGUUAAAACGUAUUUUUCGGAAAUGCGGAAGCAGAGAGACAGAUAGAUACGAGGGCGAGAGACAGGGGAGCUUGUAAAACGUUUUGCCUACCUGAACUGCCGGUAAGUAAAACAUUUUCUAAGACGGCUUUCCUUAGGCAGGGGGUGUUGUAAUGAAGCUCCAUGCGAAGAUCCUGACCCACUACUUGUCAUGCAGCUCACCUGUUGAUAAAGAGGGUUAUCUGUAUAAGAAGGGAGAAAGGAACACUUCUUAUCAGAAGCGUUGGUUCACACUGAAGGGCAACCUUCUGUUCUACAAAGAUCGCCCAGGGGACCGUGACCUGAUUGGAGUGAUUGUUCUAGAAGGAUGCUCAGUCCAGCUGUGUGAAUCUGAGGAGCAGUUUGCUUUUUCGCUGGUGUUCAGCGGGACAGGCCUCAGGACCUAUAAGCUUGCGGCUGAAGACCAGCAGAGUCAGGAGAGCUGGAUCAAAGCCCUGCUUUCAGCCAAUCACAGCUUCCUGUCCUUGCUGGUGAGAGACCUGGAGACACAGUAUGAAGAAAUUAGAAGAGAAACCUUAGCCAGUGAUACCUAUCAGCACUCCACUGUAAUUGGUCCAGACGCUGAUAAACUGGCCCAAUCCCUGAUUUCCAUGAACUCAGGCCCCUCCUCCCUAAAUCCCAGGCCAGCAGUGAGGGAGGGACGAAGCUAUAGCACAAAUUACUUGCUACAAGCCCCUCCUACGUCUACCAAGCCUGUUACUAAGAAGUCUCCAAAACUCUGGCCUAAGAGAAAUGCCCAUGUCACACCUAUAAUUGGCCCUGUCCCACCUCUUGGGGAAUGGCCCUUAGUGGGGUCUGGACCCUUUAAGAAUUUUGGUGAACUGCAUGAGCACUAUGGAAAGGAAGUGAAGGAGCUGAGAGCUGAUUGGCUGCAGAAGAAGCUGGAAGAGGAGGGUAAGCUAGAGGGUGAUCUAAUUGAUUUUGGGUGAGAGAGGAACUGGACAAUGUUCUGACAGUCUAUGAUGUCAAAGAAUAUUAAAAUCUGAAGUGAAUUUCUUAAACCCAGUUUAAGUGUUUGAAAGCGAUUUUUCUGUGUUUUUUCUAUAUCCUCCAGUCUUUAUUUUUUUUUGCAUUUUUACCAACAUCAGAAUUCAGCUUUAAUCUUAUUUGCUACCAAACGUCAUGUGAAGAGUUUAAUUAGUUGUGCUGGUUUUUCAGGGGACCGCGCCUUACUGUAGUUGUCCAGUAGGUUCUCAGUGUGUUAUUGAAGACACAGGUAACUGAAACAAUAAUUAUGAACUGCUGUACUCAAGCUUGUUUCUCCUGGUUUUAGCAAGCUUCCUAAACAAUUCAGUUUCAAAUAGUGUACUAUUUUCAUCCAAGAACUUUGCAUGUAUCAUGUAUCAUAAAAUGGUAAGUGGCUACAUAAUGGGAUUACAGAGACUACUAUGUCAAGAUGAUUUGGGUAAUUCAGGUUUAAAUUUGACUGCAAUAAUACAAUAUGUAAGCUGUAUAAUAUUUAGCUUCCUAUGUUUAGCUGCAGAUAUUCAUAUCAUGGGGCCCUAUCGCUGACUGAUGUUUAUGGUGGCAGAGACUCCACCGUUCUGUGGUAUGAAACCCUAGCCCAGAAUAGUACAUUAGUUCAUAACUUCAGUCUGUUCCAGUCCUUUUAAUGCAGAGGUUAAGAGUGACUAAAUUUCAGGUCAUUUGACCUGAAUAUUUAAUCUCAUUUUACUCUGAAACCCAUACUGUUCUGAUUUCAAGGCAGCUUUACCAACCAAAAUAUAAAGUGUAUAAGUGUAUAUAGUAUAAGUGCUAUAAAUACCCAGCUUUGGGUAGAACGUGCUUUGGACCUCUGUAGUUGUCAACACUUGUUACUCAAGAUACUGUAAAAUGUAAUGUCCAAUGUAUGUCCAAUCAACAGGUGAUAUGAUACAAUGGGGAAUAGGGAAAGUUGUCAAUUUUCUGUGAAAACCUUUGUUAAAUUAUUUGUGUGUAGAAUAUCUGUACCUGAAUAAAUGAUUGAAGACAUUUUACAUUG
Messenger RNA from Anguilla anguilla (European eel), 2224 nucleotides. RefSeq lists its product as uncharacterized. The transcript is spliced from 4 exons. Gene Ontology annotation, biological process: endosome organization; retrograde transport, endosome to Golgi; receptor recycling. The coding region runs from base 357 to 1172 and encodes 271 amino acids. Lineage: Eukaryota; Metazoa; Chordata; Actinopteri; Anguilliformes; Anguillidae. Gene Ontology annotation, cellular component: recycling endosome; trans-Golgi network; early endosome. The record is from RefSeq and is a predicted model, not a curated record.